UGAAAACAACCGAUUAUGUCGACGAAACGUCCUAUCUCCUUCAUUCAAACAAGUUUAACGCUAUUCCGAAACUUAAAUCGAGUAUUGUUUUAUGUAUAAUGAGUUUCUUGGGAUAUUUUAAUAUUUACUGCUUACGAGUCAAUUUAAGCGUUGCUUUAGUGGCCAUGGUAAAGAAUACACCGGAGAUCAACGUGACAAAUUCCAGUUGUCCUUAUCCCACCGAUAAUACUACAUUACAAUACGUUCAGGAAGGAGAAUUUGAUUGGUCAACGACGGUGCAAGGACAGAUCUUGGGAGCCUUCUUUUACGGGUUCUUUCUGACCCAAUUACCGGGAGGACGUUUAGCUGAAUAUUUUGAUGGCAAAUUGAUUUUUGGCUUAGGAGUUUUCUUCACGGCAUUCUUUACGGUUUUGACGCCCGUCAUUGCCAGAUGGAAUGUCGUAGCACUGAUCGUGUUAAGAAUUUUGGAAGGGCUUUCGGAGGGAAUUACGUGUCCCGCAAUGCAUUAUUUAAUUGGGAGCAGAAUACCGAAAUUUCAGAGAAGUACUGCAUCGACGUUCAUUUAUAGCGGCGCCUUAAUAGGAACCGUCGUCUCUUUACCCGUUUCGGGAAUUUUCUGCAGUUCGGAAUUUUUGGGAGGAUGGCCGGCAGUCUUUUACGUAUUCGGUGGUUUAGGAUGCGUUUGGACGGUAUUUUGGUUUAUUUUUAUUCCUAAUAGACCACUCGAAUCCGUAUAUAAAAAGGAGCAUCUUAAAAAAGUUCCUUGGAUACCUAUUUUGAAAUCUAGAGUGGUCUGGAUUUUAGCCAUUACGCACUUUGGUCAAGGAUGGGGGUUUCUUAUGCUUCUAACCGAAUUACCGACGUAUUUGAGUGCUGUGUUACACUACGACAUACAGCAGAAUGCAUUGUUUUCUGCCAUUCCUUACUUAUUUCAAUCGGUCACCGGAUGGUUUUGUGGAUUUGUGGCCGAUUACGUGUAUAAAAACGGAUAUGCCAGACUGAAUGUCGUCAGGAAAACUUGUAAUACAAUAGGUCUGCAUAAAUUAUAUACAGGUUAUAUCGGUACAGCUCUUUGCUUAAUUGGAGUGGUUCAGGCAGGAUGCGAUCAUCUAAUCAGUAUCUCGUUUUUCACAUUAGCCAUGUCUCUUAACGGAUUUAUCAACAGUGGAUUUUUUGUUUCUAUUAUAGAUAUAGCACCAGAUUUUGCAGGGACUUUAGUUGGAAUAACGGCUACGAUUGCAGCAAUUCCAGGAUUUUUAGCUCCUAUAUUUAUUGGAUAUUUAACAGAGCAUGAGCAAACGGUUAAAAACUGGAGUAUUAUUUAUUAUUUUACUGCGGGUCUUUAUAUUUUGACAAAUACUAUUUAUGUCCUUUUUGGUACGGCCGAACUUCAGCCCUGGGGAGUUCAUUCCUUCGAUAAUUACAAACAACCCGAAGAUAAAUUUAUUUCGCCACCGACGUCUAAAGAUGAUAAAGUUCCCAUUAAUCAAGAUUAAAUUGAUUU
This is a messenger RNA of Centruroides sculpturatus (bark scorpion), 1504 nucleotides long. Its product is annotated as sialin-like. Lineage: Eukaryota; Metazoa; Arthropoda; Arachnida; Scorpiones; Buthidae. The record is from RefSeq and is a predicted model, not a curated record. The transcript is spliced from 10 exons. Gene Ontology annotation, biological process: monoatomic anion transport; transmembrane transport. Bases 99 to 1496 code for a protein of 465 amino acids. Gene Ontology annotation, molecular function: transmembrane transporter activity.